UAUUUUCACUUCCUUCCAUAGAGAAACAAAGAGAGAUUAGUUGUUAGAAAAAUUAAAAGAGUGAAAAAAAAAUGAGGCCUAUAAGUAGUGUAUCAUCAACAACAUCACCAACCAAUGUUAUCAAGAUAUGGAAAUCACCAAUUCCUUAUCUAUUUGGUGGCUUAGCACUAAUGCUCAUUUUGAUUUCAGUUGCAUUGGUGAUUCUUGUAUGCAACUACAAAAAGCGCGGUUCUUCAUCACAAUCUUCGAAUUCGGAUGAAGAAAUGAAGCAAGUAAUGUCCAAGAAUGUUGAGAUGGUUAAUUCGGAGCCGGAGGUGCUUGUGAUCAUGGCUGGAGAAGCCAAACCAACUUAUUUGGCGAAACCGAUUAUCAAUUCUUCUUUGCCUUAUUGUACGUGCGGAGCUGAAUCAAGUUUGACUCAUUCAUCAGGGUUAACGACGAACGAGCAAACGAUAAGUAAUUAAGUUGUUAUUAUGAGCAACAAAAUUUUGGUGAAGUAUAGAGAGCACUUCCUUUUCAUGUUCAAGUGGUUUUGUGAGCACUUGAAUAUGAUCACUUUGAAAUGAGUUUUUGUUUUUUUAUUUUUGGGAUGGAUUUUUGUUUUUGAUAAUGAAGGAAUUGCGACUUUGCUACUAAUUAUGUUUUUGGUUCUUGUUUAAUAAAGUUUAUAGAUAUGACUAAUAGAUUUUUGUGGUUCAUAUUAGUCACCAUAAUAUUUCAACCUACAUAAUCGGAUUUCUUAAUUACGUAUUAGAGUGAAAUCGAAUACUUAAUCAUAUGAGUUUAUAAGUUCCA
Messenger RNA from Vicia villosa (hairy vetch), 795 nucleotides. Its product is annotated as protein GLUTAMINE DUMPER 6-like. Bases 72 to 464 code for a protein of 130 amino acids. The transcript has a single exon. NCBI's taxonomy places the organism in Eukaryota, Viridiplantae, Streptophyta, Magnoliopsida, Fabales, Fabaceae. The record is from RefSeq and is a predicted model, not a curated record. Gene Ontology annotation, biological process: regulation of amino acid export.